Phoenix dactylifera (date palm) is the source of this 1839-nucleotide messenger RNA. NCBI's taxonomy places the organism in Eukaryota, Viridiplantae, Streptophyta, Magnoliopsida, Arecales, Arecaceae. The record is from RefSeq and is a predicted model, not a curated record.
UAUAAACCGACUUCAAAAUCCAAAGAGGGCUUCCACUGUUCUCUCUCUCCAUUUCACCUCCCAUUCCCCUCGCAAAAGCAACCCGAGCCCCUCUCGCUUUGGCGCUCGAGCUCCUCGGCGACAGCGUGGAGCGCAGGACGACGCGUUCGGCCCGCACGCCUACGCUAUGGCAGCAAAUACUGCUGCCAAUAAUAAUGCAUCUUUGACUGUGGACUCCAACUCAAGGCCAAAUGCCAGGAGAAGAACAGUGGUAGUUGUGGAGAAGAAAUCAAGUGCUGAUAUGCUUACUGAAGGAGGAGUUAAUGGGGUUAGCAAGGAUAAGAUGAUUGUUAAUGGGAAGGAUCUAAGCCAUACAAUCAGGGGAGAAUCUCUGCUUGACAGAUCAAAAGACUUGUCGCAGUUGAAGAAAGAAUUGAUUGCUUCCUCCACCAUUUCACCACGGCGUAAGAAAGCUAUUCUGAAGCCACAGAAGCUGAAGUGGCAAACUGUUCUUAGCAUUCUCACCAAGAAUUUCAUGCUUCUAGCAGUUCUUUUAUGGCUGGGGCAGACAGUUUGGAGAUGGACUGAUAGUAUUCGAGACAAUACUAACUCACCAUUUUCUGCUUUGGAUUAUGAUGGUCGGAUCUCUGAAGUUCAGGCAUCUUUAAAGAAAACAGCAAAGAUGUUGCAGGUUCAGGUAGAAGCUGUAGAUCAAAAAAUCAGAAAUGAGAUUGGGAUUGUGACUAGUGAACUUAGAAAGCAAAUUGAAGAACAAGGGGCACUGUUGGAGGAGGAAUUGAAGAAGUUGGAAGUUAGGAGUGAUAGUUUAGACAAGUCUCUGACUGAAUUUAAGGACACGGGUCUCCUUUCAAAGGAAGAAUUUAGAAGAUUUUGGAAUGAGCUGAAGAGCACUAAAAGGCUAGAUGGUAGUGAUCAUGAUGUUAAUUUGGACCAAGUUAGGGCUUUUGCUAGAGAUCUUGUUAAGAAAGAGAUUGAAAAGCAUGCAGCUGAUGGUCUUGGAAGAGUUGAUUAUGCUUUAGCUUCUGGUGGGGCCAGGGUGGUCAAGCAUUCAGAGCCUUAUGGUUUUAGGAAAGUGAACAGUUGGUUUUCUGUUCGAAAUGGAGUCCCUGCUAAUGCUCAUAAAAUGUUGGAGCCGAGUUUUGGGGAGCCUGGCCAAUGUUUUCCCUUGCAAGGAAGCAGUGGGUUUGUUGAGAUUAGGCUUAGAACAGGGAUCAUACCUGAGGCUGUCACGCUGGAGCAUGUCUCUAAGAGCGUGGCUUAUGACAGGUCCAGUGCCCCCAAGGAUUGUCGGGUCUCUGCAUGGUUUGAAUCACCUGAUGGUGACCCAUCCAGCCAUGCCAAGAUGUAUCUCUUGAGUGAGUUCUCUUAUGACCUUGACAAGAGCAAUGCACAGACCUUUAAUGUAGAGGCAGCCGACUUGGGUGUGGUCAACAUGGUGCGGCUGGACUUCACCUCCAACCAUGGGAAUUCAGCUUUAACGUGCAUUUAUCGCUUCAGGAUGCAUGGCUACGAGCCGAACUCCUCAGCAGCUAUGGCUUUGCAGGCCUGAUAGAGAGUUGCAGUGUUCUUAUAUGUUGUGCACUGAACCUCAGCUUCUAUACCCUCAUCAGUUCCUGGCUGUAUUGCUCAUCCUAACAUCCCCUUCCUCUCCUGCUUCUUCAAUGGGGACUGUAAAUCUUUUAAUUAUUUGUUGCUCCAAUCAUUUCUAUUACACUUAAUAGGAAGGUAUUGAAUGGUGCCAUUUAUGCCCAGCACCAACACCUAAACAAUCUUCAGUUCCUUGAUACCUUUUGCAAUCAUUUGAUCCCUGAGUCCAGGUAUUUCUGGACCUUUAAAGAA